Messenger RNA from Cryptomeria japonica (Japanese cedar), 1628 nucleotides. RefSeq names its product probable disease resistance protein At4g33300. The coding region runs from base 82 to 1413 and encodes 443 amino acids. The record is from RefSeq and is a predicted model, not a curated record. NCBI's taxonomy places the organism in Eukaryota, Viridiplantae, Streptophyta, Pinopsida, Cupressales, Cupressaceae. Gene Ontology annotation, biological process: defense response to fungus. The transcript has 3 exons.
AGAAACACAAGGAGCUGGAGAAUACGCAGAGCUAAGCUUCAAAUUGUCAAAGAAAUUGACCGUUUGUAAAUACUUUAACAAAUGGUUUCGAUGAUUGCGAGCUCUACUCUUGGGGAAUCACACAAGGCGUGGAAGAGAGCAAUGAAUAAGAUUUCUACAAGAAAAUAUAAAUCGGAUUACAACAGAAAAGGGCUGUUUAGAUUGCCGCAGAUCAGUAUUGACUUCUUAAAUGAUGUAGCCAAGGAAUGUUUCUCAGACUUGGGAUUAUUUCCCGCGAACAGAAAAAUUUGUGUUGAUGUACUUCUAGACAUUUGGGUUUAUGUUCGAAAGCUACAAAGACAUGAUGCUUUUGCCAUCUUAUCAGAACUUGCAAGAAGAAAUUUGCUAAAUUUAACAAACAAUGGAAGAGGAAAUACAGCAAUCCAAUAUGGAAAUGCUUCAGAGCUAUACUUUUCCCAGCCUGACGUAAUGCGAGAUUUGGCCAUGUAUUUGGGAUACCAAGAUAAUAUACUCCACCGCAAGAGAUUGGUCAUAGAAAUACAAAAUAGCGAGCUUAAUAACAGAGCAAAUGAUGCUCAAAUUCUUUCCAUUAUAACCGGCCCUAUGGAGGAAAAUCAGUGGUAUGAUAUGACUUUCCCGGAAACAGAGGUUCUUCUGUUAUUUUUUACUUCAACAGAAUGCGUUCUUCCCCCAUUUCUGAAAUCGAUGAAAAAACUAAAAUUUCUGAUGAUAUCCAAUUGCGGUACAAAGAAGGCAACGGUGAAAGGUCUAGAUGUCUUAUCUUCACUCAAUCAACUAAAGAGCGUCCGCUUUGAGAGGUUGUUUUCACCCCUUGGUGUAAAACAGAGCAUUGAAGCACUGCAGAACAUAGACAAGUUAUCAAUGAGUUUAUGUGAAGGAUUUGGAAAUAUAUCCACACUCACCAAGCUACAAGAUUUUAACCUUGACCACUGCAGUGGAUUGGAGGAGUUUCCCCUCGGUAUCUGCAAUAUGCCCUCCAUUCUGUCCUUGUCUAUUACCAAUUGCCAUCUGCUUCAGAAGUUACCAGAUGAUAUAGGAAAUAUGAGCUCUCUAAGAAUGCUAAGGUUAUCGGCAUUACCAGGCUUGAAAGAGCUUCCUCCAUCAAUUGGAAAACUUGAACAGUUGGAAUAUUUAGACGUUUCAGCAUGCGAAGGCUUGAAAGUACUUCCGAAGGAAAUAGGAAAACUCAAGAAAUUGAAGGAAUUUGAUAUGAGAGAGUGUUCCCGUUUGAAGGCGUUACCUACAACAGUUUGUGACCUAAGUUCCCUUAAGCUUGUUAUCUGCGAUGAGAAGAUUGCCAAGCAGUGGUUGCGGGCCAGGAAUAUUUCUAUUCCGGAGCUGCGAGUUGAAAUUGUUGAGGCACAUUUUAGUUUGGAUUGGCUUGAUGAGUGACAUUAUUAUGAAUGUCUUUUUCUUUUUUUCUUUUUUAAUGAAUAAGUGAUUGUAAAUGGGUAUCUAAUAAGACUUUGUGUCAGAGCAAUUGUAAAUGGUAAUAAGGCUCUGAACCAGAACCCAUUCUAUUUAUCAGAUUAUGGAAGAUAUUCAAAUGUAAUUAGCAUAAUUUAUUCAUUGAGAGACAUUAGAUUAAAUUAAUUAUUUAUUGACUG